UUUACUGCUAAAAUAAUAUUGUGUUAUCCUUUUUCAAAUUACUAAAUAUAAGUUUACGGACUUAUAGUACAUACUAAAAUUUUCCUGAGUUCAUUAACGUAAAAUAUUUAUAAAUGACUUUAAAUCAAGACUUUGGGAAUAGGAGGCGUCAGAUAAUACCGUCGGCAAGAAGAGGCAUUCAUUGUCAGGACCGGUCAGCGGACGCAAGCGUUAUGGCGCGAUACGGUGAUGACAAUAGCAGCGAUGAGGAGCCUCAGAGGAGCUCAGACGGUGUUGACGAGGUGGACAACGUCAUGAGCAAAUUUUCUCAUACUUCAAGCCCACUUGCUAUGAGAAGAAGAAAUUCUAUGACACCUCCAAAUGUACAAUACACUGAUGAUUCCGAUGAACAGAGACGCCUUGUAUUAAACACUAAUAGCGGUGUCCUAGCCAAAUCCUUACCCGCCACACUCCCGUCACGUUCAUAUUACAGUGACGACUUUGAUGUAUGGCGGACGCCUAUCCAACAUAUCCACAAGUCCGGCUCAGUGUCGCCUCCGCCACUCGGCAAUAGAAGCAAUGACAGCCGGAACUCCAGCUUUUCCAGCAGAUCUCCAAAUAUUUCACACAGAAUAAACCAGUCAACUAGAGAAAGAGAACAAGAGUCCUCAGGAAACGUAACCAAAUUCUUAUUCGGCCUGCUGACAAUAUUAUGCGCUGCAUAUUAUUAUCAAUUCUUUAGCUCAUCAAACCAGCAGGAUAGGUAUGAUGAAAUGAAAUUUCGACGAGAUCUACAUGAAUUGGGAGCGAAGUAUAGAGUAACAGACGACUCAAUUCUACAGUUACAAGCAGGAAUAUCAACAAUAUUUGAGAGGGAGGACACUAGCUGUUUUAUAUUUCUUUAUAACAGCCAGAAAAAAGAUUACAAUCCCGGCAAAUUUUACGGCUUCGUUGAUCACGUGGUAUCAAAUACGGCCAAAUUUUUACGCAACGACACGACCCCAUCCAAGCACCGAGUUGUAGACGGCGCCGACUUAGACAUGGGCAGUCACUCGCAACUGGUGUGCGCGUACCAGGAGGACAUAGCCAAGACGGGAGUGCUCCUGGUCAAAGACGUAGCACUCGUCCCGUCGCCGCUCGCCAUGGCCUUCCAUUAUUACUGCGAUGAGUACCAGCCACUCGUGAGGAAGAGCGCCAUAUUCUUCACACUGAAUACCGCCAAAUGCCACAAUUCAGGCGAAACAUCGUCUCACGCAUCGGCAGAAAGAUGUCUAAAGGAAAAAUGGAACACCGUCCCCAAAGACAACAUCGGGCCCCUCCUGACCAGGGUGGCGAACGUCGUGGUCGACGUCACGACAGUAUAAUAAAGAGUACUGUCGUACAGUAUGGCCACUCCCGCUCCCCGCUGAAAGUGCCGCCCACCCCCUCUCGAUUACCUCACAGUUACCGCAUAUCAAAAACGCGAACAGUCGACCUGUCAUAUCUCACUCGUACAAACAUGGUACGCGUUCACCUACACGAGCUUAGAAUGUGUGGUAGAAACGCGCCUCUUUCAUAUAUUUGAAUAUUUGACCGCCAGUGUCCGCGAUGUGACGUCACCGAAGGCGUGUAACUUUCGUAUGAUAAUUAAUUUACUACCACGUUUUUUCGAAGGAGAGGGAAUGCAUGUACAGUGCGACCAAAAAGAGUAGAAAAUAAAUGAGGGCGCCACUGUGCUUUAGCCGGCAAAACUGAAUAGAUCGAUGGAUCGAGGACAUGAUCGACAUUGAUACUUGCUUGAUAUGUCUAAUAAAAACUUAAAAUACCUAUCUCGAUUGCCGAGGGUAUGGCAAUCGCAACUAUCCCUAACGCAACCCUAAACCCGAUUUCGAUGAUUUUUUUUAUGGAGACAGUUUCAGGUCCGGAGAAGAAACAUACAUAGGGUAGUUUUUAUAAGUCAAGCCAGGCAAAGCCACGGAAUGAAGAUAGUAAUUAAUAGGUAUACAUAGUUAUGAGAUAUUGAAUACAUCUAACGGUUUAGUUCUAUUCUAAUUACAUCGGUUUACUUUUUGAUACAUAUUCUUACAGAAAGAAAGAUAAUAAAACGAAAAGAAAAAGAUUUUUCAAAUUUCUUCUUUUAAUGUAACAAAUCAAAGUCAACACAGAUAAUCCUUAUCUAUCUCAUUCAAGUAUUCUUCUUCCAUUUUUAUCCAAGUAUUAUUUCCUGUGCUUUGUAGGUGAUUCAAACUUGUUAUUCGUACUUCCUUUCUUUAUUAUCUUAACAGCACUCUCAGAUUUCCCUUAAAUUGAAAAAUUAGCAAAACAUUAUUUCCAGGAAAAAAUAUUAUCGAAUAUUGUUGCGUAUGAGGCAGGUCGUCGUCGAUUUUUUUUAAUAAAAAGCCUGUUGAUCGUUCACGUGAUUAAAUAUCAAGAAACGGCAAUCGCACUAUAUGACAUGUCAACGCUCCAAAACUCCUCCAAAUAUUUACGAUAAUUUACGAUAGCGAAACUGCAUAAAAACGGGUCAAUUUGUUAAAAAUUUUACAUCUGUCUGUGCCUCGGUUCAUAAAUACAACAAAAUAAUUUAGAAGGUACAUACCCGACAUAUUAGCAGUUCGUUAUUAAACAUCGUCUAAUGGUCGGUUCCACCAAACCGUCUGUCACCGUUAAAGUUUAUUGUAUGAGAAGUUCCAUAGACGCCUGCUGCGUGACGAUGAUGAGUCUGUCAAAUGUGGUUGAUGCAACUGGCCCUAAAUCGAACAAAAGUCAAUAGUUUCAUUCAUUUGGACUAGAUUUUUAACAACUUUCGUCAAAGGAAUCAAAAAUAACAAAAAAUCAAAAACAUUUAUUCAAUAAGUAGUGACAAAGACAUAUUUAACUCCGUAUAGACGGAUAAAGUCUAAGAAAAAAACGUACCUCAAAGCCUUAGAGAAAAAGGUACGGUGGCCUAGAUGGCGUUAUACCUUUGGGGAACGCUCGGCUAGAUGGCGCUAA
Molecule: messenger RNA, 2952 nt
Organism: Leguminivora glycinivorella
Lineage: Eukaryota; Metazoa; Arthropoda; Insecta; Lepidoptera; Tortricidae
Gene: TORIP
Exons: 8
Coding region: 114-1343 (409 amino acids)
Biological process (GO): membrane organization
Cellular component (GO): membrane
Molecular function (GO): ATPase activator activity
Source: RefSeq, a predicted model, not a curated record